ACCGCUACGCCACGAAAUUCCCAAUCCUUCUGAUGCAGGGGAGAAAAAGCCGGAGAAGAAGCAGAAGCGAAGAAAAACGGUACUCUCUCUCUCUCUCGAUCUCGAAAUCCCGAUAUUUCGAGGUGUCUCUCCCUCUCUCUCUCUCUCUCCAACAGAUCUCCGCAGGUAUAUGCCCCUGGCGCUUCGUCACCUCCAUAUUCGAAAACAGCGUCCCUCACUUCAUUUCAAAAGGCCUUUCUGACCAGUCAGCCUUGUUGACAGGAACGGAAUUAAAAAAAAAGGAAGCCAUCCAAGCGAUAUCCUUGCUUGGAAUGGGUUGUUCGCUACUCUCACAUAGCAGAUGGCUAAUGGUGGUGACAAGUCACACAUUGUUGCAGGUCAUUCUCAUUUUGAAAUGGGAACCCUAGAUGGCAGAUCAGAAAAUGAGUUCGAGGAUGAGAGUCUUGUUAGCCCUGUGUCACUUGCUAGAAAGAUGCAUGGUUUUCAUAUAAGCCAGCACAUUUCCUUUCCGGACUCUUCACAAGUAUGGAGCAUCGAAUAUAUGAGGACUAGAAUAUUCAGGAGCCUGAAGAUUGUAAUGUUCUCGUCCAAAAUUAACUUGUUGUUUCCUUUUGGACCUCUAGCAAUCUUGGUCCAUAAUCUGUCUGGCCAUAAUGGAUGGGUAUUCUUUCUCAGCAUGCUGGGUAUAACUCCUAUGGCUGAACGUUUGGGUUAUGCUACUGAGCAGCUAGCUUUCUUUACUGGACCCACAGUUGGGGGUCUUUUAAAUGCUACGUUUGGAAAUGCGACAGAAUUGAUAAUAUCUAUACACGCAUUGAAGACUGGAAUGAUACGCGUUGUUCAACAGUCACUCUUAGGGUCGAUUUUAUCAAAUAUGUUGCUGGUGCUUGGAUGUGCUUUAUUCAGCGGCGGGCUUGUUUUCUGUAAGAAGGAACAGGUUUUCAACAAGGCGUCUGCUGCAGUGAGCUCAGGAUUGCUGUUGAUGGCAGUCAUGUGCCUACUGUUUCCUGCGGUCCUCCACUCCACGAACACUGAGUUGCAUUUUGGGAAGUCAGAGUUGGCCCUUUCAAGGUUUAGCAGCUGCGUUAUGCUCGUGGCAUAUGCCUCCUAUCUCAUUUUUCAAUUUAAGAGUCCAAAGAAUCCUUAUGAACCCAUUGACGAGGGGGGAAGUCUGACUGAUGAUGGUGAUGAUGAUGAAGUUCCUGAGAUCUCUAAAUGGGAAGCCAUCACCUGGCUUGCAAUUAUAACUGUUUGGAUUUCAUUCCUCUCAGGGUACCUCGUUGAUGCCAUAGAGGGGGCUUCUCUUGCAUGGAAAAUGCCAGUUGCAUUCAUUAGUGUGAUCCUGCUUCCGAUUGUAGGGAAUGCUGCAGAACAUGCAAGUGCUAUCAUGUUUGCCAUGAAAGACAAGCUUGACAUCUCUUUGGGAGUUGCAAUUGGGUCAUCAACACAAAUAUCAAUGUUCGGGAUUCCCUUCUGCGUAAUUGUAGGGUGGGUCAUGGGAUGUCCGAUGGACUUGAAUUUUCAACUUUUUGAGACAGCUACGCUUUUUAUAACUGUGUUGGUUGUUGCCUUCAUAUUACAGGAGGGAACUUCUAACUAUUUUAAGGGCCUAAUGCUCAUAUUCUGCUAUCUGAUAGUCGCCGCCAGUUUCUUUGUACAUGUUGAUCCUUCUGCUGUCCAAGAUAAGCCUAACUGAUCUUAAGCAAGAAGUGAAAAAGGUUUACAAGUGCAUGAGCUGAGCACAAGAGCAUGGAGCCCAUGGUUUUCAAAAAUGGUUACGCAACAGCCUUAAAGUAACGGUAAUGGUGUGUACCAUUAUGCGUUACAGGCCUAUAAUGACUGUUACAGCCCUGUAACUGUAAUGGCCAUUAUAGCCCUGUAACGGUCUGUUACAGGCUGUGACAUUUUUUUUAACAGUAACAACACUGUUACCGUUAUUGAAUACCUUGAUGGAGCCUACUGUAUAGUUUCUUUUCUUUCUUUUUUUUGGAAGGCGGCUAUAUUUUGGAAGAGAUGGCUAGCUAUAUAGUAGGACAGCUUGUUUGGGUAAGUGGGGGUGAUUUGGAUAUAUGGGGAUUGGUAAUGUAAGAAGGCGGUGAAACUCAUGUAAGAAUUUGAUUCCUCUUAUUGUUAUUCUUUUUUAGCUCUCUUUCA
This is a messenger RNA of Magnolia sinica, 2154 nucleotides long. Its product is annotated as vacuolar cation/proton exchanger 3-like. Lineage: Eukaryota; Viridiplantae; Streptophyta; Magnoliopsida; Magnoliales; Magnoliaceae. The coding region runs from base 341 to 1696 and encodes 451 amino acids. The record is from RefSeq and is a predicted model, not a curated record. Gene Ontology annotation, biological process: intracellular calcium ion homeostasis; calcium ion transmembrane transport. Gene Ontology annotation, cellular component: plant-type vacuole membrane. The transcript has 14 exons. Gene Ontology annotation, molecular function: calcium:proton antiporter activity.